AUGAAUAGAGUUUGUCAUUGCUGGCGGUGCGAGGCAGUCUGCACUCAGCUGUGUUCGCGAUGCAGAGUGGCGUAUUACUGCUCCAAGAAAUGUCAGAAACAAGACAAGUGGCGACAUCAACCCGACUGCGAUGCAGCAGCGCUGAAAAAGCAGUGUAUGGGAUGCGGUAGAACAGAUGAAGGCAUGUUAAAAUACUCUACUUGUCUUAGAUCAUGGUAUUGCGAUAGAGAUUGCCAUAGAAAGAACUGGAAAAGCCACAAGGAACAAUGUCAUGAAGUUGUAAUAAAAACAAUACAGGUGGCGAAGAGUAUAAAAAUGAACCGCAUAAAUGCUCGGCAGUUCCCUGGCAUGGAACGUACUUACUACUGGGGUAAUGUGCCUGCUGUGGACCUGCUUAACUUGCCGAUGAAUGAAGGGGAGGAGUAUUCGAACCCAUUGGCUUUGCUGCUAUGUGGAGUUGGUGAUCCAAGGAAUGUUCUACUUACGACUGCUUCGUUACCUGAUGUUUAUACACAGCAAGUCAGCUUCGUUUUAAACGAUAUCUGUCCUUGUACCCUGGCCAGAACCGUUCUACUUCUAUACAUGUUAUACAAAGGUGAGAUAAAAGACAUUCCUUAAAUAAAAUGUAGCCUUUUCGACUGGAAUAUUUUCGAAAAAGGAAAUCCCCGAAAUGCAACGUAUUUUUCUUUAAUCAUUCUGUGAAUGCCAGAAGACUAGCAAAUAACAUUGAAAGAUCUUGUUGCUUAAGAGUGGUUGUCAGAGAAAACCAGGCAAAAUGUUAAAAAUGUCAACGGAAGGGGGUCAACAGAAUAAGUUCAUAAUAACAUCAUAGAUAGGUCUGGUGGAGUAAUGGACAAAUAUACCAAACAUAGGUUCUUCACUGCUCUUGUAUUAGAGGUACGAGCAUCACUUUAUUCGACACCCUCGGACGCCAUUUUUAUAAGCAAAUUUUCACCAUUUUCUGAAACUCACAGAACCCUCAAAAUUUAACGAGCGAAGUUUAUUUUUUGUAUGCGAUACAACACAUCACAGAACUACUUUCUAAAACCAUAAGAUUUGUUAAGUAGCCACGGACAAGACUAAAAUUUUCCUAUUUUAUCUGACCUAAACUCAGCGUCUGCAAACGAGCAAAAAAUCGGGCAUGUUUGAAUUGAUCUACCGCGCACAACUAAUAUGGUCGGCCAUUUGUUUCAAAAUUAUGACACGAUGUACGUGCGGUUUUUUCCCACGUAUGCGUGCAAUCAUUCCUGCUACACGAUAUACGUGCGUUUUUUGUCACGUAUACUUGCGUUUUAUUUCCAAGUAUAUGACCAUUUUCUUACAAACGCGCAUAUAUAUGCGCUCAAAACAGCCCAUAUAUAUGCGUUACAAACAAGCAUGUGGUAUAUGGGGUCACAGAAAGUCGUCGUAUAACAGGCACCGAAUUAUACCGUCAGCAAAAAACCUCUUCAUGUACGAUAGAGCUGAAAAGUAACUUCAGUGUGAAUCAAGCAUGGCCGCAAUGGCCGCGUUAAUUUCGAGCAAGAUUUGGUUCUUAUUCAUUGCCCUCACAGUAGUGGUGGUUGUUGGCUCCCCGACAACGGAUUUGUUGGAAUCCGUCAAUUGUCUCUUGAGAAACCGUGUACGCUAUUUCACAAAUGCUGACCGAAACGACGAUCGAUUCAGUUAGAAAUUAGCGUCCGACAGGCAAAACACGACUCAUAAGCUCUUGAUAAUGUGAAACAUGACCUUGAGAGUCUGCUUGAACAGAUUGGUUUUUCUUCUUUUCUCUCUCGCGCGCGAAUUCUCACCUUUUCGCCUCCAUGAACACGUUCUAAGCCUCCUAGUCUCGAAGCUUCUUAUUAUUUCCCUGGUAGUCUCACUGAAUUUAAUCGCCUUCCACCUGCCUCUCUUUCCUUAGUGCUCCUCAACUUUAAUUGUGAUUUUCAUGGUCAUCUAACUCGUUCUCGUUCAACUUGCAUGAAAUGUUCCUCAGGUAUCCAUUUGCUAUUAGUUCUCAAGCCCCGACUACACCCAAUCGCAAAACGUUGUCAUAGCGAAAUGAAAAAAGGAAAAGCCAAAUAGCAAUUAGUUAGACAAAUAAGCCUGGUCAAUUGUUUUGCAGCACCCGCACAUGGACGCCGUAUUUACCUGUUGGAAUUUGCUAUUGUUUUGAAGCUGAAAAACGAUAAAAAAAUUCCAGCAGGGAAAUGCAGCGGCUGCAAAUGAAUCCACGCUGAGAAUGAGGAAUAAUUAGCCUGAUUAAUUCCUAUUUGGCUUUUUCUUUUUUUUAAUUUUUUUAAGACAAAGUUAUUGCAAUUAGGUGUAUUUGGAAGGAUACUUUAUUUAUAACUUCAGUUUGGCGUUUUUUUUUUUUGCAGCCAAUGGCAAAUCAGUAUUUUUGAUUAUAGCAGCUAGUUUCGCUCUCUGCACCAUAGUAGCAACCGACGAGGAACUGCAUUCUUGCAGAAUUCAUAACAUUUGCAUAGACACAGCAGUCAAUUCCUACGAAGGAACAACAAGACAUCGCGCUUUUGUUUAAAGACUCACUUCUGAUCUCAAAAAAAAAUUAAAUCGGACUGCAUCAGGCUAUCAGCGGUGAGAAUGAUCUUGACUCACGAAAAGCAUAAUUCUCCAUACUUGGCCAGUAGCUUUAGUGACCUGUCUUUAGUUUAAGCUACCGUGUACAACUCAAAUCUGAAGAUCUCAGUCACUAUCCGUGAAAACUCAAAAGCCUUGAAACACCACUUAUGAGCUGGGCCCAGCGUCUCGACGGGUAAGGGGUUGGACCUCGGGGCGGAGCCUCCCCGUAAAAAGGUUUAUUAAGUACCUCGCUGGGAUUUCGGGCGGAGCCUCCCCGUAUAGGCCAUCAUAGGGAGUAACCUCCCCCCGCGCAUAGCAGGAAAUAAUCACAUUCCCGUGCAAAGAAACUUACAUGCAUGCAUGUAGUUAUUCCGCAGAUCCAGGAUUUACGGAGAAAACCAUAGAAACUAAAAUCUUCAUUUAACCGUAAUACUAAAUUAAAGCUUUAGGCUUAAACAGAGGUCAAAGAAAAUUAAAACACUUUACAACUGCAUCUGAGGUCAACUCCUAACAGGAACACCUAAAGAACCAUAAACCACAGGAGAUGAUUACUCAGUAUGCAAGUAAUUCUCUGUAGUGCUAGUAACUUUAACUUUAUUAUUCCAUCGUUCACAUAGUACAAAACUCAGUAAAGCCAAAGCCGGGGGCUUAUACGACUUGUGGUCAAAAUGGCAGAAAUUAUUUUAUGUAGAAAUGAAGCAACUGCGGGAGGCUAAAUUUCAAAACUAAAACAAGAUACAAAACUUAAAUUAAGUAAUGCAAGCAGUCCUAUAGCAGAGGUAUAGAAGUGCUAGUGACAAAUAAACUAACAAUAAACUAUGAUAAUCCUGCGCUAAUUCAAUCCAGGCUUAAAAGGUAAAGUUUUAGUUUCUAUUUAAAGUCACUGGUGGUAACUGGCUGUUACGGACUCUGUGAAGGGUAUAUCAGUCGGAUAUCCUUGGCCAAAUAAUCGGGGCUUGAGAACUAAUAGCAAAUUGAUACCUGAGGAACAUUUUAUGCAAGUUGAACGAGAACGAGUUAGAUAACCAUGAAAAUCACAAUUAAAGUGGAGGAGCACUAAGGAAAGAGAGGCAGGUGGAAGGCGAUUAAAGUCAUUGAGAAUACCAGGGAAAUAAUAAAAAGCUUCGAGGCUAGGAGGCUUAGAACGUGUUCGUGGAGGCGAAAAGGUGAGAAUUCGCGCGCGAGAGAGAAAAGAAGAAAAACCAAUCUGUUCAAGCAGACUCUCAAGGUCAUGUUUCACAUUAUCAAGAGCUUAUGAGUCGUGUUUUGCCUGACGGACGCUAAUUUCUAACUGGAUCGAUCGUCGUUUCGGUCAGCAUUUGUGAAAUGCGUACACAGUUUCUCGAGAGACAAUCCACGGAUUCCAACAAAUCCAUUGUCGGGGAGCCAACAACCACCACUACUGUGAGGGCAAUGAAUAAGAACCAAAUCUUGCUCGAAAUUAACGCAGCCAUUGCGGCCAUGCUUGAUUCAAACUGAAGUUACUUUUCAGCUCCAUCGUAGAUGAAGAGGUUUUUUGCUGACGGUAUAAUUCGGUGCCUGUUAUACGACGACUUUCUGUGACCCCAUAUACCACAUGCUUGUUUGUAACGCAUAUAUAUGGGCUUUUUUGUGCGCAUAUAUAUGCGCGUUUGUAAGAAAAUGGUCAUAUACUUGGGAAUCAAACGCAAGUAUACGUGACAAAAAAACGCACGUACAUCGUGUAGCAGGAAUGAUUGCAAGUAUACGUGGGAAAAAACCGCACGUAUAUCGUGUCAUAAUUUUGAAACAAAUGGCCGACCAUAAACUAAAACGACAGAACAACUCUGACAUCCAAAUUACAGUCUACUAUCAUCCGUGUAACCAAAACACUGAUAAUCAUUUUGGGCCAUUGAAACAGGAAGAAAUUAGAAAACUCACACUUGUUAUAGUUUCCAAGCUUUUUCUUGCAAACAGGCCGAUCCCUUCGUGUUUGUUUUAAGGCGUCUUCGUGAAUUUUCUUUCAUAUUUCGCUGUAAGGUAUGUUCAGCAGCUGGAGGACAUAUCAAAAAGCUCGAAAUACUGCCUAAGUUACAUUUUGAAAGGGCAAAAAGUGCUGAACGAUAGGAUGAAACUAGAAAAUAACAAAGCGACGCCAUCUUGAAAAUUCAGCACUCAGGAGGGACUGACACUAGUAGCUGCGUUCGAUAUCUAACAUACGGACAAAAAUUGCCAAUUUUUCACGACUCCGUUGUCUCGCAAUUCCCAAAAGAGACUUGAGCACAUAGAAAACCAAACCUAAUAUAGAAAUGUAACCAGAAAGCCUCGGAUUCAUGUUAGAAUUUUUCUUUAUCGAACGUUGGCUACUACGAACUAUUACCAGAAGCCUAUUACCAAUAAGAUAAAAAACAAAAAACAAAAAACAAACAAACCAGCUUAUCAGCGACCUACUCCAGUCUUAUUUCUUCUUCAAUUACUUCUUUUAGUUGAAUUUAGCUUGUUUUUCUUUCAAAGGAAAAAACAAGAAGAACGCCUGAUCGCAGGUUAAUUGGUGAUUAACUGGCAUUGCUUUAUUCCCUCCUCAUUUCGAGGUGUCCCGUGAAUGUAGAUAAUAUUAAAGAUCUAUUUUGUCUCUUUAUGAAUCACUUAACUUCGCUCUCAUGCGAACUAGCUAGACUCGCUAUAUAUCAACCUCGAGAGUUUCUAAGCGCGCGGGCUAACUACGGGCAGUGGAUAUUGCUUGCUGUAAAAUUUGCAAUAAUUUUUUAAUUAUUACCAACUGUAAAAUAAACAGUUGAAUCAGCGGUGCGGAGCAGGCAUUUUAGGCCGCAAAGGGGCCAAGACAGCGGACGAAGUAAUUUCUGAAAGUGAGCCUUCUAACUGACGAUCUCAUCGCUGUCACUUCGCAUUUCCAUAAGGUAAUAGACUGUUGACAAGAGCUGUCAAAAUAAACCAUUCCUAGGGUUUACCAGAAUCUGGUAUACCGGAAGGAUCCGGAAGGAGCUUUUGUUAAAAAGUACCAUUAUAGGAGUUCCUACGGCUCUGACUCCGUACCCCUUCCCCUCAUUGUUUUUCCUGCUCACUCUCUUUUUCAGAAUGCUCUUUGCAUGGUCCAUACAAGAUGAACGCCACGGGUCCGGACGAGUUUUUUACCUGUGCAAUCCGUUUAGAGGGAACGUGCAAAUUUUCUCGCAGAUUGCAAUACUUUUUGCAGCUCAAAUACAUCACGGUUCCGCGGGUCGCACGUAAAGAAAAGGAGGAUCCAUGCAAGUUUUUUACAGUUCAAAAAUUUGUAAAAGGGGUCAUAGUGUUAACUCGAGUUGGUACCUUUUCCGGCAUAUUGAUCAUUGAUAGAAAUCGUACACCUGGAAGUUUACAGCCACUAGGUUCCUUUUUGUUUACUGGUGUAGUCGUGAAAGAAUUGACAUCUCCUACAUCUCUUCGUCACUGGAUUUGUCAAAAACACUCUCACUACGGUGUUUAACACAAGCAGAAACACGUUGACAGUCCUCACAUUUAGAGUAAUCGUCCAGGUCUUGUCUUAAAUUCAGAGGAGGCAAUGAUAACAGAAAUGGAGUUUAUUCAUCUGCUACGGAGGUAAUUUCCAACGCCAUUUCGUUUGUUAAUCCUUUCCACGGCGCAGUUGGAAAAAAUGCGCGAGCGAGUCACACGAGAUGGCACAAAAUGUGCUAAAAAUAGUACAUUUAAUGGCUAAUAUAUAUAUUUCGAUGAGGUCAACCCCAUCCCUGGAAAAGGUAUCCAGUUACGGUUUACUACCCCGAUGUAUAUAUAGAUGGCUCCUGUUAGAGUAUAAAAAAGUAAUUUUGUGCAAUUUGGCAGCGUAAUUAGAGUUGCUAGAUAACUCUGUCCGCCAUCAGGAGCCCUUAAACCACAAUUAAAACAAAAAAAAUGGAUGAGUAAAGACUAUACAUCAAUAUUAAUAUUAAUCUUGUAAAAAUUCUAGUAUGAGCCAUUAAAAUUGUUGAAUGACCUUCUUCACCUCAGACACUCGUGUCAGUCAAGUGUAAAUCGACGUCCGCCAUUUUGAAUUUUGUUCAAAAAGAACCUCUGACCUAGCAGCACAGCUGCAUCUUGCGCCCAUCAUCUGCCCCCAAGGGGAGAGGAUCUGGCUCCUUUUUCAUAGGAAAUUCAUAAAUUGUCUACUAAAACACUGUGCAAUAUGGAAGCAAGGCCAAUUUAAGCACUAAAAGCUGCUCAGAUAUCUCAGAAUUGGAAACGGGGGGGGGGGGGGGGGGGGGGGGAGGCUACUCAAUAAAGCUUUGUUCGGAGAGGCUUCUCCCCGAUGUCCAGUACCCUUAAAUAUACUAUUUUUGACAAAAGGUACCCCUUUCGUGUAUCUUCCAUUGAAAAGUUGUACCCUUUUCAUAUAUCUGCUUCGUGAGAAUAAGAAAGGAGGUCUUCCGCUCAUUUUCGAGUAACCUUAACAUGUAAAUGAUGUUGCCAUAAGGCGUGUUUCUUCGAAGCAUUUUAAUAAAAGGCCCUUUAGAAUACUUAAUGAAAGAUUUUUGUCUCCUUUCACGUACUUCAACUUGUGAUUUUCCUACCCUUUGUUACACCUGAUGCUUGAAAGAGGUACCCCUCGGGCGAAGCCUUCCGGACUAUGAAACUGUGCAUCAUAAAAUCAGGAACAGGAGAUGAGUGGACCUUCGGACAUGGACGGCGAUUGAAGACUGACGCAAAAAUAGAUGAUACAAUUAAGAGUCCAAAGAAACGCAAAGACUUAUAUGGGAUAACUCAAAAUGAAGUGAAUGAAGAGCAAAUGAAGACUGAAUAAAGUAAUGCCAGUUGGUCACCUGUUCACCACACCCCAUCACUCAGCCAAAAAAAAAAAAACGACAACACAAAACGACCUAAAUUUAACUAAAAGUAGUAACUGAAGAAGAAAUAGGACCGUAAUAGGUCGCUGAUAAGCCGGUUUGUUUGUUUUUGUUUUUUAUCUGUUUGGUAAUUCAUCACUUGUGGACAAGGCAGCUACUAGUGCCAGUCCCUCCUGAGUGGUGAAUUUUCGAGAUGGGGUUGCUUUGUUAUUUUCUAGUUUCAUCCUAUCGUUCAGCACUUUUUGCCCUUUCAAAAUGUAACCUAGGCAGUAUUUCGAGCUUUUUGAUAUGUUCUCCAGCUGCUGAACAUACUUUACAGCGAAAUAUGAAAGAAAAUUCACGAAGAGGACUUAAAACAAACACGAAGGGAUCGGCCUGUUUUCAAGAAAAAGCUUGGAAACUAUAACAAAUGUGAGUUUUCUAAUUUCUUCCUGUUUCAAUGGCCCAAAAUGAUUAUCAGUGUUUUGGUUACAUGGAUGAAAGUAGACUGCAAUUUGGCUAUCAGAGGUGUUCUGUCGUGUUAGUUGUGCGCUGUAGAUCAAUUCAAACAUGCCCGAUUUUUUGCUCGUUUGAAGACACUGAGCUUAGGUCAGAUAAAAUAAGAAAAUGUUAGUCUUCUCCGUGGCUACUUAACAAAUCUUAUGGUUUUAGAAAGUAGUUCUGUGAUGUGUUGUAUCGCAUACAAAAAAUAAACUUCGCUCGUUAAAUUUUGAGGGUUCUGUGAGUUUCAGAAAAUGGUGAAAAGAAUUUGCUUAUAAAAAUGGCGUCCGAGGGUGUCGAAUAAAGUGAUGCUCGUAUCUCUAAUACAAGAGCAGUGAAGAAACUAUGUUUGGUAUAUUUGUCCAUUACUCCACCAGACCUAUCUAUUUAUUCUGUUGACCCCCUUCCGAUGACAUUUUUUAACAUUUUGCCCGGUUUUCUCAGGCAACCACUCUUAAAAGAUAAACAAAUGACAGCUUUUGUCUGUUCUUGUCCACAUGUACGUUCACUACAUGUACACGGCAAGAGAUCAUUUCGGCUUGGUUUGUUGGCUUUUACAUUUCGUAACACGCGCUAUUACUCCACAGAACUUUUUUUUUUCAGUUAUCACCCUAUUCACUUGCAUGCAUGGAAAUGUAUAAUUUAUUAAAAUGAUAAUUUAAAAAAAAAACAUGAAUUGAAAUAAUGCGAUAAACACACCAAGAUAAAAAGGUCUAUAGUCGUUGAGUCGUUUUGUGGCUGAUUCUCCAAAUAAGUGCAAAAGGAAUUCGGAGCCUUAAACGUGACAAUCAGCUAGGAUUAGCCUUUUAGAUGAACAGACAUAAAGUCUCAAAUGAUCCCCUAGCUUUCACCGCAUUCAGAACUGGCUUUUUAAGCCCCUAGGUAGCCCCACCCCCUGGGAAUCAUUCUACCCUCCCAGAGGAUCACUGGAUGUUCUGAAGUCAUAUAAUGGGCCAAAUAUCACUCCUUAUCUGGACGGCCUCCAUCUUUAGAAAUUUUCACCUGUAAAUCAAAUUAAUUGGAGUCAAAAUCGUGACAUUAUAAGAACAGAUAAUAGCGAUGACAAAGUGUCAUCAUGCAAAACAAAAACAAAAAAAAAACACCAAAACAUUAACCUUUUUUCAAUGAGAUGAUAAUUGAAAAUUACCACCAACCCGGUCAAAUAUGAAAAACAAUAAUUGCGUUCAAUGCGGGCCAUAAACGAAAACGAUUUUGGAAGAACACUUCCCAGUGCCGAGAUAUACUGCUGCAAGUAAAAUAGGUAAUAGCGUCAUUUCAUUGCUAUGACAACUCCGAUGUCAUUGCAAACCUGAUCAUAACAAAUUGUCGUCUUUAUCUAAUACAACUGUGGUGGCCAUUUUUCCAAAUAUUUGUUUAUGGCGACGUAGUUUAUGCUCAAACUUGGGAGGUAUUGACCCUAAAAAACUGUAUCGAGCCACUUUAACGGACGUUUUUUACCACGUAAUGGUACCCCUGAGAACUGUUUCUGCCUAAUGAAGUCCUAUGUAGGUGCAUCCACGCGAAAAUGUAUGCAUAAAUUAUGGAGAGACAAAAGGCAAAUUCCCUGGAGAACAUCACGUGCUCUGAGUUGGGAAAACAAAACAUACAUGCUAUGAUGGUCUAUUGUUAAGAAAGUUUUUGCACAUUUGAAAACGUUUGAUUUCACAGAACGUAUAUAGGAUGAUAUAGAUCAAAACUGAAGCUUUGACAUGACUUUUCUUCCGCAAUGAAUAAGCAUGCAGUGUUCAAAACAGAGGCUAUCUGGAUCAGUUAUCAAGUACUCCGAUGCCUACGUUUUAUCAAAACUGUCUUAAAGAUGACUUCUUUUAAUGAACCGCAAGCGUUGAUUAGCUUUACUAUAAGACGGUCAUGACAAUGUGAUCGCUUUCUCUUCAUUACGCAGCCUUUGAAAAGCAAAGGAAAGACAAGUAAUAUGGACUAAACAGAGUCCAUCUCAGCAAAAGAACACUGGUUCCUCCGAGACUCUUGUUUCUACUUGCAUGGUUAUAUUAUAAUUAAAAUUGAAUAUUUUUCAUCUUGCAGCACAAAAUGACGGAAUUGGUACUGUAAUCCGGAUAUGGUAUUCGUUACGAAUUUCAGAAAGCGAUUUUUCACUGCUGAUGUCCGGUUUGCAGGACCUUUUGCACGCUAGUGAUUUAAACACUCUAACGAAUGGCUUCGUGAACAUGGUGUCAGUUGAUCAACUGGGUAAGCUGAAAGAGGUGUGGCAAGUUUGGGUCCAGUUGUCUUCUCUCACAGGACCCUGGGUAACUGAACAAAGGAAUGACGCCUUCCAUAGCGAUACUGGAUCAGAAGCUGGGAUUUUUAACUAUCUAAACUCGAUCCCAAAAGACCACAAAAGAUCUGCUAAGUUGUGGAUGAAAGAUGGGCUUUUUGCCUCAAAAUGCGUGAAAUCAUCGAAGUUAACGCGAGAGAACGUAACUCUAACAAGUUAUCUAUUCCAGUAUGAGCCUGGAGAACAAGACGACUACGACUUCAACAUAGAACCCAGCAAUCUUCCCUUUUCAAGCUGGGAUUACAAAGCCGUGACGAGUGUCUGCUACAAUGAUUCGCUUCCAGAGAUGUUCAGCACCUACUUAUCAUAUAUCAUGAACAAGUGCAUUGACAAACUGAGAAGCGGUCGGGUGAAGUUGGAGGUGAUACUAUGUGACUGCAUGAUGAUUGAUCCAUUCCUACCUGUCGACCUUACAUAUGACCGUAUUGCAACUUCCAAUCUAAGCGACUACAUUUCCCUUCCCGCCUUACUGACAAAAUUCAAGGGGUACUUGAAUAUCAGCAACAGUCAUUCAGUCUUAAUGACUGAAAUGCAUAAUUGGGUGGAUGACUAUUUGCCCCAAGUGAAAGCUGAUAUAUUUUUGAGGGCCCCUGAACUUACACCGAAAGUUGUGAAGGACACAAACAAUCCAUUGCUCGUGGCGACAGGGCACUUGACGAGCUUAAUUGAAUACCACAACAUUAUUCCAGACUUCCAACUCUACCUCCGUGCCGCUCUCAUGGAGUCAUACAGUGAAACAGAAUUGGAGUCUUUCAGUAAACAAAGGAAGAAGCUUCCAUCCAUAAAAACUAUCACUUCUGUUUUGGGCGUGGAGCUACGUGACUAUGUGAGAAAUGAAAACACUGUGUUUCCCUUCAAGUGGGCUGUGAACUGCCGUAGAGUCAACUUGAAUAGGGGAGAUGAAUUUACUUUAGAGUGGACCCUUCCCACGUCAUCUCAAUAG
Messenger RNA from Porites evermanni, 11077 nucleotides. The record is from the annotation of a GenBank genome assembly. Lineage: Eukaryota; Metazoa; Cnidaria; Anthozoa; Scleractinia; Poritidae.